CCUACCCAGAGACGCGAAUUUUUAUGAUUAUUUUUUUUUUUUUUACGUUUUUUAAUUUUUUUUUUUUUUUACCCCCUCCUUGGAAAGAAGAUCUCUGUUCCCAGAGCCAAGCAGGCAAGAUCAAUGAAGGAGAGAAGAGCCAGCCAGAAACUCUCCGGCAAAUCGAUCAUGGAUCCUAAUCAGAACGUGAAAUGCAAAAUAGUGGUGGUGGGCGAGAGCCAGUGUGGGAAAACCGCCUUGCUGCAUGUGUUCGCCAAGGACUGUUUUCCCGAGAACUACGUGCCCACCGUGUUUGAGAAUUACACGGCCAGUUUUGAGAUCGACACGCAGAGGAUAGAGCUCAGCUUGUGGGACACCUCGGGAUCACCUUAUUAUGACAACGUUCGGCCCCUCUCCUACCCAGAUUCCGAUGCCGUUUUGAUUUGUUUUGACAUCAGUAGACCAGAGACUCUGGACAGUGUGCUAAAAAAGUGGAAAGGUGAGAUCCAGGAGUUCUGUCCGAACACCAAGAUGCUGCUGGUUGGGUGCAAGUCAGAUCUCCGCACGGAUGUGAGCACGUUAGUGGAACUAUCAAACCACAGACAGACGCCCGUAUCGUACGACCAGGGGGCCAACAUGGCGAAGCAGAUCGGCGCGGCCACCUACAUCGAGUGCUCGGCCCUGCAGUCGGAAAACAGCGUCCGGGACAUUUUCCACGUGGCCACGCUGGCGUGCGUCAACAAGACGAACAAAAACGUGAAGCGGAACAAAUCCCAGCGGGCCACAAAGCGCAUCUCCCACAUGCCCAGCCGGCCAGAGCUGUCGACCGUGACCACGGACUUACGGAAGGACAAAGCGAAGAGCUGCACCGUGAUGUGAACGGGCUGGCUCCCGCCACGGGGGAGGACCCGAGGACGCAAGCAGGAAGGGUGGUCGUGGGGAGACAGCCCCCCCCCCCCCCCCCCCGCCUCCCAGAGGGAAAGGGGGAGGGUCUGAGCGAAUAUUUCUGGGACACCCCCCACACGCCUCACCUCCUCUGGGGUCCUGACCUUGGGCUUCGACGUGUCGGCCAACCGGUGGGAAGAGGAGACUUCGGAGGGCUCAAAAACACGACUUGGAAGACGACGCCAAAAUUUUGAGAAGGGAACGGUUAGGGCCGCAAGGAGGUGCGGAGGGAAAAUGGGGGCCGCUGAAAAGGAAGAUCUCAUCCUCAACGGUGCUGGCUUUUUUGUUUUUCUUGUGUUAAAAGCUAUUCUCAGA
Messenger RNA from Ornithorhynchus anatinus (platypus), 1239 nucleotides. It is a transcript of the gene RND3, whose product is annotated as Rho family GTPase 3. The record is from RefSeq and is a predicted model, not a curated record. Gene Ontology annotation, molecular function: GTP binding; GTPase activity. Gene Ontology annotation, biological process: small GTPase-mediated signal transduction. The coding region runs from base 124 to 858 and encodes 244 amino acids. Lineage: Eukaryota; Metazoa; Chordata; Mammalia; Monotremata; Ornithorhynchidae. The transcript has 5 exons.